AUGAUUUUCUCCACCAACAAUUUCCCAUUUAAGAUCAACCCUGUUCGCAAAAGAUUUCGAAUAAUCUUCAUCCCCAUAACAAUAUGGCUAUUAGUCAUUACAUACUUCAUCCUGAAAGCAGAUUAUACCCAUCUUCAUCCUGAUUCCCCACAAAUAGUACACGACAUUCAACGACAAAAUGCAUUCGCCACAAACCCUAAAGAUGUAACAGUUGAAGAUUAUACAGCGGAUCCUGCAUAUUUAAAGUUAUCUACAGAAUAUAAUGAUUUACGAGAAAUAGAUGAAAUAACUUCUGGGGUAUAUGAACAGAUAUUUAAUCAUCAUUCAAUAAGCUCAGUAUUAGGAAACCUAGAUUUUCAUGAUCGUUGUCAAUUAUUCUUCAAAAAUUUAUUAAUUAAUGAUGCAAAUUGGUAUUAUGAUAUUCAUAGAAAUAGGGAAGUGAAAUAUAAUACUGAUACAUAUCGAGAUUUUAAACAAGCUAGACUUGAAGAAUUGAGAAACCAACAGAAAGAAGAGACCAAAGCAGUUGAAGAAAAACAGAAGGAUGAGAUAGAAGAGAAAAUAAGGAAAGAAUACGAAGGGAUAUGGAAUAAGCAAGUGGAACGUACUUUCACAAAUUGGGUUUCCGUAUUCCGUAUAUUUAAUAAAUGUUACGUCACAGACAAUAAUAAUACUCAAACUGCGCUGGUCAAGCGUCAUAUCAGUCAUCAAAAGAAGGUAUUAAAUCUGGCGGGUAGUACUGGUAAUUUCGCAUCCACAGAAAGCGAGGAUAGAACUAAUGUUGGAGAUGAUGGAAGCUUGUUUGAACAUAGAGUAUAUCCUUGGUUAUCAUUUGAUUACCCUGUAUAUGAACAUUGGACAGGAAGUAAAUUCUAUCAACCACCAAACAUGAAAACCCUCAACAAACAAGAGAAAGCUAAAAGAUCCCGUGAGUCAUUCUUAAAAGAGUUCAAGAAAGCCACUAAUGGAAAAGGGAUAGUAUUGACUAUCCCUGAAUCUGACGUAGAUACUACCGUUAAUUUAAUCCACUUAUUACGAGCUUUGAAGAAUGAAUUACCUAUUCAAAUUGUCUCCUAUGAUGACUUAUCAACUGGAGCCAAAGAAAAGUUAGUCAAUGCAGCCAGGGACGAUUUUAUUGUUUUCCCCCAAUCAUUUGACAAAGUAUCGUAUAUGUUCGCACCCGAAUAUAGAUCAGGCGGGUUACCUAAACAAGAUAUCUGGCUCGUUAACGUUUAUCAGACCAUCCAUCCUGAUUUCAGAACAAAAUUCUACCACUGGUAUAAUAAAUUCUUAGCCAUGAUGUUUAAUUCAUUCGAAGAAUUUAUUUUAGUCGAUAAUGAUGCUGUCCUUUUACAAAAUCCAGAAUAUUUCUUCAAUUUACCCGGAUAUAAAUCUACUGGCGCAUAUUUUUAUCGUGAUCGUUCAUUAGGAAAACUUCAUUCUGAAGAGAGGGUUNAAUCAUUAACACCAAAUGUCAUAGAUUCGAUGAUGUUUGAUAUACCCAUGGUUACUAACUAUACCCUUCAAUUAGAAUCAUUCAGAAGGCAAUAUCACAUGCAAGAAUCUGGCGUAGUCGUAUUGAAUCGAGAUAUCCACUAUUCAUCCCUUCUUAUGAUCCUUCAGGUAAAUUUCUUUGACCUGUUAAAACGACGAUCUCAUGGAGAUAAAGAAUUGUUCUGGCUAGGAUUUGUCAUGAAUGGAGAUGAAUCAUUUAAAUUCAAUAGUAAUUUCGCUGGGGUGGUUGGAGAAGUUACACCAGAACCGGAAAUAAGACACCGUCCAGAUGGGACUGCACAUCAUUCGAAAGAAAUCUGUAGCGCACAUCCCGCACAUAUAGAUGGAGAUGAUAAUCAUACUUUAGCCUGGAUAAAUUCCGGGCUUAACUAUUGUCUGAAAAUUGUGAAUUAUGAAAAAGAAUUCAAGGAACAAGGUCCAAGAUUGAGGAUUGAUAACCUGGAUGCUUUCAAAACCUUUUACAAAGCUCCUUUAAAGAUCAAGCAAGCGAUCGUACCUCCAGUAGAUCCCGAGUUUAAACCGAGGUCCAAUAGGAAUAAUGAACCUUCUGUCCCAUGGAGGCAUAGAGCAUUUUGUAAGAAUUAUAUGUACUGUGCAUAUUCUAGUAUUGGCGGUGUGCAGAAAGAUGGUGGAGAAAACUAUUUGGAGGGGAAAUUUAUAGAAUAUGCUGAAUGGGAACAAGAUUUAUUUCAAUAUUAUGGGGAUAUUUGGGUAGGAGUUGAAUAG
Messenger RNA from Hemisphaericaspora subhashii, 2241 nucleotides. RefSeq names its product alpha-mannosyltransferase. Gene Ontology annotation, molecular function: alpha-1,3-mannosyltransferase activity. Gene Ontology annotation, cellular component: Golgi apparatus. Lineage: Eukaryota; Fungi; Ascomycota; Pichiomycetes; Serinales; Debaryomycetaceae. The transcript has a single exon. The coding region runs from base 1 to 2241 and encodes 746 amino acids. The record is from RefSeq and is a predicted model, not a curated record. Gene Ontology annotation, biological process: protein O-linked glycosylation.